UGUAGUAAAUACGAAGCUAAACUAAAUCGGUAUCUGAGGAAUUUGAAUAUUAUGAAAUUUCGUUUUUAUUAAAUUCUCUCUCUUGAAUUGAAUUUUAAAAUUUGAAGAGUAACACUCCUGCUUUAAUGAUUUUAUUUAUGUUGAUUUGAAUAUAUUUAUUGUUAAAUUUAACUUGUUUUUGACAUAUCAGUUAAUGGACUAAGCAUUUGAACUUGCUUCUUUUGCGAAAUGUUUCUUUUAAAACAGGGCUCAUCAGAACAGAUGAAUUUUGAUACUUGAUCUUAAAUUGAUUAGUUUUAAAGAUUUUAAAAUGCCCUGAUUGUUCAAAAUCUGCAAAAGUUUUUAAAAUCAGAAAUUUAAAAUCAGAUAGAAAAUGGCUGUUGCUGAACAGUGCAAAGAAAUUGAAUUGGGUAUAAAACAUAUGUUAAAGAUAAAAGAUCAUAGUGAUGAAUCACAUGAGGCUACUGAUAAAAAUUCUGAUUCAAAUUAUAAUCCUGGCAUUGAACUACAGGGAAAAAUUGAUAAAAAAUCCAAUUCAAACCAUAAUCCUUUUUCUAUAGAUGGCAGGUGUUUUGUAUCAGAUAUUGAAAAAUUGUCCUUAUUUCCACAAAAUCCGUCUUUCGCAGAAAGGACAUCUGUAGAUAACUCAGUAGAUAAUGCCAGUGCUAGUGAUUUGAUUGAUUUAAAUGUCUUAAAAGAUUUUGCUGCAAGGCAUAUAACAUCUGAUACAUCUUUUAGUUCUUCAGACAUGGUGCUUAACAGUAAUGAUACAAAGUUACCUCAUCCUGAUUUAGAAGAUGAUUAUAAUCUUGAAAUAAAAAAUGGUGAGCAACCGAACAUUUUAAAUUUCCUGAAUACUGUUGCGAAAGAAAUUGAAAGUUCUCCCCAUUUUUUAAGCAUGCCUGAAAAUCCCUUGCCACAAAUAUCGGAAAGAUCCCAAGAACUCAUAGUGGGUCAGUCAUUUAAUAGUGAUAAAACAUCUGUUGAUUCCAAACCAAAAGAUGGAAAUGAUAUGAAAAAUGACCCAAAAAAGAAAAAGCUUACCAGGCGCCAAAUGAAGGAACUGAAGAAGAAAGAGACGAAAGAAAGAAUGGAUGGCUUGUUUAUAAAGAAAUCAGAAACAGUAAAAAAGCAAGAGACUAAUGAAGACGGUUCUGAUAAAAGUCCUGUUGAAUCAAAUGAUAUUAAAGCAAUUGAAAAGAAACCUGUGGAACCUUCUGAUAAAUUCCCAGAUAUCAAAUUAAAGAAAAACGCCCUAGCGUCAGUAGGAAAAGAAUAUUCCCUGAUGGUUCAAGAUAUGUCUUUAAAAUUUCUCUGCCAUAUCUGUAAUCACAGUGCAGAAAAGGAAGAGAAUAUUAAAAAGCACCUAUCUUCAAAAGCUCACAUGUCACUUAAAUGGCAAAAUGAUCUGGAUAUGAUAUUACCUUUUCUACCUGAACCAUUACCUUGUCAAGUAGAGGCCCUAAAUGAUCUAUUGAUAGAUAUAGCUGCAAAAUUUGGUUUGAAAAAAGAAGAUAUGGAUAUCAGAAGUUCCAUGUGCUUGAAAUUGAAUCAAUUUAUUGAGACCCAUUUACCAACUUGCUCUGUGAGUCUUGUUGGAUCCUCUAUGUCUGGUUUUGGAUUAAAGGAUAGCGAAGUUGAUUACAUCCUACAAGUUGUUGAUGAAGAAAAUAUUCCAGAUUGCUUAGAAAAUUUGUAUAAUCUAUUGCUAUCAGAUAAGGCAUAUAAGAAAGUUGAAAGUGAUUUUAAAAAGAAAAGGCCUUGUAUCAAAUAUAUUGAUGUUGAAAAUUCAUUGCUUUGUCAUGUGCUUAUUGAAAGUGGCUCAUCUACAAAAUUAGCAAAGUUACUAUCAUUUUAUUUCCAAUUAGAUCAGCGUGUUCCAACAUUAGGAAUAGCUUUGCGUUAUUGGGCAAAACUUUGUAAGAUAGACCAGCAAAACCGUGGAACACUUCCAUCAUGCUGUUUUCCUUUAUUCCUGAUACAUUUCUUACAACAAGUGCAGCCUCCUGUUUUACCUGUCUUGCACGAGAUUGAAGGUUUUGGUCCUUCUGAAUUCUUUGAAAAAUUCAGUUUGGAAAAUAAUUGGAAAAGUGAAAAUACUGACUCAAUUGGGGAAUUGUGGUUGAAAUUUUUUCACUUCUAUAGUUUUGAUUAUAAAGUGGGGCAGCAUGUUGUUUGCAUUCGAAGUUCUAAGCGAGUUACAUGCAAGGAUCGAAAUUGGUCCACAAGAUUCUUUGCUGUUGAAGAGCCCUAUACUAGAAGAAAUUUAGCCUAUGUUAUCCCAACAUUUCCUGUUUGCCAGUAUAUACACCAGUGCUUCAUCAAGACUUAUCGCUACUUUGCUUUUCCACGGUCGAAGUCCAAAUCAAUUGAAUUAAUUAAAAAUGAAUCCUUUGAUGCACUGACAAUGUCUGAAUAUGCUGUGACCGAGCCUGAUUUGAAAGACUUGGAAGAAUCUGAAGAAUCAGAAAAUGAAGAUUCUGAUCAGCUGGUUGAUAAUCCAGAAUUAGAAGAUCAUGAUCCAGAAAUUUCUGUUGACAGUUUUGUAUCAACCAUGAAAAAAAUUUCUCUAAACAAUGAAGACGAUGCUGAUGAAACUAUCACUUCAUCAGAAAAAUCUUCUGACAUUGUUUUAUCCACUACUGAUAUUAGCUCAUCACCCAAGAAAUCAACUGACAAGUCUACUAAAGAAAAUCAAACCAAGCAUACUUUAAAACCUAAUUCUCAAUCUGUAGGCUAUUGGGAUACAAAAGGCAAAGAAAUAACCAAAGAAAUGUUUCAUUAUGAAUUCAGAGCAGUGACAUUUAAGGGUGAAAGAGAUGUUCCAUUGCAAUGUAAAUUGUGCAAGGGUUCAGGCCACCUGAAGAAGGAUUGUCCUAAUGAUGACUUACCUAUACCAAUUUCAUUGCCAUCAAUGACCCCUGAAUUUCUGAACCUUAUUGAUGAAGUUUUACAUAAUGUAAAAGAUGAAAAUGCAGUCAGUAAAUCGGAAUUGGAUAGUAUUGAUUCAGACAUGCGUGACAUACAGAAGUACAUUAGAGAAGUAUUUCCUGAUGCUACACUGCAAUUAUUUGGGUCAUUUUGUAAUGGUUUUGGAUUUAAAAACAAGAGUGACAUGGAUUUCUGUCUUACCUUUGGAGAUCGUAAUGAUAGCAAGAACCUGGAUAGUAUUUUAAUCAUAGAAAAGAUUGCUGAAGUAUUACGUAAACACCCUCAACUUGAAAAUAUUUUACCUAUUACUAGUGCUAAAGUUCCAAUAGUAAAGUUUUCUUGGCGUACGACUAGACUAGAAGGCGAUAUUAGCCUUUACAACACACUGGCUCUUGUUAAUACAGAAAUGUUGGAAGCAUAUACCAAAAUUGAUCCAAGAGUUCAAGUUUUAGGCUAUGCUUUAAAACACUUUGCCAAGGUUCUUGGUAUAUGUGAUGCAUCCCGUGGAAGUUUGUCUUCCUAUGCUUAUAUUUUAAUGGUUUUAUAUUUCUUGCAACAGCGAAAUCCACCUGUUAUUCCAGUUUUACAAGAAUUAUACAGAGAUGAAAAACCAUCAGAGUUAGUUGAUGAAAAAUGGAAUGUAUACUUUUUUAGAGACCUUGACAAAUUGACCGAUGUUUGGCCGGAUUAUGGAAAAAAUAAAGAAAGUGUUGGAGAAUUAUGGCUUGGUUUAUUAUCUUUUUACACUUGUGAUUUUAACUGGAAAGAGUAUGUCAUAUCAAUCAGACAGAAGAAACCUCUUUUACGUUUUAAAAAAUUAUGGAAUACUGAUCAAUUGGCCAUAGAAGAUCCUUUUGAUUUGGACCAUAAUCUAGGGGCAGGUUUAAGUAGAAAAAUGAAUUCAUAUAUUUUAAAAGCCUUUAUGAAAGCUCGUGAACGCUUUGGCUGUCCCAUUCCUAUUGAAAAGUUGAAAUAUGGACAAGCUUAUUUGUUCAACAGACAGUUUUUGAAUUCGGGUGUUGAACCACCUCAGGAUAGAGGAUGUGGCAACUGUGGAAAAAUUGGUCACAUUGCACGGAAUUGCCCUCAUGAAAAAAUAUGUUCAUAUUGUAGAAAGCCUGGACAUUUAAUUAAAAACUGUCCAAGGAAAAAACAUAAGAAGUCAAGGGAGAGAGAUCAAAAUCGGGCUUAUGACAAAGCAAACACUGAGAGGAAAGGUAGCAAUGAUAGACGAAAUUCAAGAGCAAAAAAUGAUUACCAUACAAUGCCAUUUCAAGGAAUGCAACAACAAGGAAUGCCUUCUAGAAACGAUUUAUUUGAGGUACAAAAGUUAGCCCAAAUGGGAAUACCUGCUCACCGGUUGGUUCCUCCUGGUUUCCAAGCUCGAAAUAUCAUCCCUAAACCACCCCCUGGUUUCAACGCUACUCCAAUGCCACAACCACCUAUUAACUAUCCACCUCCAUUCAUUAACAAGCAUCCAUCUGCCACACCACCUUUUCCAAGGGGUGGCAAACAGAAUGAUCUGCAUGCUCAUAGUCCACCAAAAUUAUUCAGUUCAUCCCCACCAAAAAAUUUCCCACCAAAUAAAAAUGCCUUUCAUCAUGUGCAGGAGCCACCUUGGCCUGCAGGUAGGCAAGGUUUUCAAGUUGAUAGGCAUCUGAAUCCUCAACUUUCAAGGAGCUUGCCAUCACAUCCUCUACAUCCAGGUCAUAGAAAUAUGCAAGUUGAAAGACAUCAUGUACCUCAUGGUCCAAGGAAUUUCAAUCCAUCCUGGCAAAACAGACCUUUUCCUCCAAAAGAUCAUAUGCCCCAUCCCAAUCAGCCUCAUAAUUUGGAUCACAGGUUGAAUAGGACCAACUCUGAUAAUUCAUACAAUUCCAAUCACGGAGAUAGAUGGUAGUAUCAUGAAAAGACCAGCAAUUUUUUUAAUCAUUGGAACCUCAUAUUGAUAGAUUUUUAAAAGAAGAUGGAGACUGCACAAGCAUUAAAUAACAGUUGAUGUAAACUUGUAUGUAUGUAACGAGCGUAAAGAAAUGCGCUUUCAUUUGUGAUUUCCAUUCUUUAUUAUUUUUUUCUUUUUUUUUAAACAAUGAACUGAAAGCAGCUGUUGCUCAAUCAAAAGCAUCUAGAUUUGAACUUUGUUAUUUUUUAUGAUGACGAGGUUAAUUUUAUUUUAUUGCACAAUAUUUCUCGUGUGAGGAAUUGUUGACAAUUUUUAAGUUAUUUCAUUUUGAAGGGUUAUACAGUUGUAAACUCUGCUCAAUUAUUUUGGUUGAGAUGGUUUAUUUUUGUUAAGAGGGGAAAAAGUUAUUUUUCAAAUUAAUCCUAUGUUAUUAGAUUAGUUUUUAAGAGGAUGAAUUAUGCCAUACAACUUCAUUAAAUAUAAUAAUGCAAUGGAUAUGUGCAAUUCAUUAAUUGGAAAGUUAGCAUGGAUUACGCUAAAAGAACUGAAUUGCUUUAAGUGGUUGCAUUAUGCAUUUGAUAAAAUGUAUAUGUGAAAGUUGUAAAGGAUUACUUGAUUGUAUUUAGUAUUUCUUUUUUAUUUUACUUCUAAAACCUGACACAUGAAAUGAUAUGAAUUAAAAUAUAAAUGCAAUUUUUAUAUAAAUCUAAAAAUAGGUAUAUGUAUAUUAAUUAAAUUUUCAGAAAUUUUAUUUGCAUUUGUAUAAAAUUUUAUUACAGUUGUCAGUGAAAAUAUCUCCAAAUUUUCUU
Messenger RNA from Argiope bruennichi, 5643 nucleotides. RefSeq names its product terminal uridylyltransferase 4-like. Gene Ontology annotation, molecular function: RNA uridylyltransferase activity; nucleic acid binding; zinc ion binding. The transcript is spliced from 26 exons. Lineage: Eukaryota; Metazoa; Arthropoda; Arachnida; Araneae; Araneidae. The coding region runs from base 374 to 4831 and encodes 1485 amino acids. The record is from RefSeq and is a predicted model, not a curated record.